This is a messenger RNA of Plasmodium yoelii, 1428 nucleotides long. RefSeq names its product diphthamide biosynthesis protein 1, putative. The record is from RefSeq and is a predicted model, not a curated record. The transcript has a single exon. Gene Ontology annotation, molecular function: 2-(3-amino-3-carboxypropyl)histidine synthase activity. Bases 1 to 1428 code for a protein of 475 amino acids. Lineage: Eukaryota; Apicomplexa; Aconoidasida; Haemosporida; Plasmodiidae. Gene Ontology annotation, biological process: protein histidyl modification to diphthamide.
AUGAACGAAAUAAGUUUAAGAGCUACAAAAGGAGAAGAAAAAAAAGUUCAUUGUUCUAUUCCUAAAUAUAUCUUAAAUAAUGAAUUAUUAGAAAAAGCUAUAAAAAAAGCAUUUCCAGAAAAUUAUAAUUUUGAAGUUUAUAAAUGUAUAGAUAUAAUAAUAAGAGAAAAACAUAAAAACAUUGCGUUACAAUUACCUGAAGGUUUAUUAGUAUGGGGUUUAUAUCUUUCUGAAAUAUUUUAUUUUUUUUGUGAUACUGUUGAAGAAGUAAUAAUAUUAGGGGAUGUUACAUAUGGGGGUUGUUGUAUUGAUGAUUUUACUAGCGAUAAACUUAAAUGCGAUUUAAUUAUACAUUAUGGACAUUCUUGUUUAGUACCUUUAACUGUAACAAAAAUUAGGUGUAUUUAUGUUUUUGUCGAUAUAAAAUUAAAUUCUAGCCAUUUAGUUGAAACAAUUAAAAAAAAUUUUAAAAAAACUGAUAUUGUUUUAUUGCUUGGAACAAUACAAUUUUCUUGUGUUGUACAUAGUGUACAUAAUAUAUUAAAAAAUGAAAAUUACUUUGAUACAUUUUUACCAAUACCUCAAGUAUUACCCCUAACAAAAGGAGAGGUAUUGGGGUGCACAUCACCAAAUUUGUAUAAAUUUUUAUAUGAACAAAUCAUAAAAAAAAACGAAAAUAAAUUAAAUGACACAAAAAAUUAUGAACAAUCAGGAGAUUUAUCGUCCUCAACAGAAUUAAAGCCAAUUAAAGUCAAUAUUGAGCAAGAAAAUGAAUCAUAUAUUAUUAACAUGUGCAGAAUUUUUUUAAAAAAAAAUAAUAAUGUUAAAAUACUUUUUAUAGCUGAUGGUAGAUUUCAUUUAGAAAGUUUAAUGAUACAUAACCCUGAUUUUACUUUCUUUCGUUAUAAUCCUUUUGAUAAAAUUUUAUCAGAAGAAAAAUAUAAUUAUAAGCUUUUUUACAAUAUACGAAAAAAUGAAAUAAACAAAUCGAAAAAUUGUAAAAGUGUGUGUAUAAUAUUAAGUACAUUAGGUAGACAAGGAAAUGUUAAUAUUUUGAAAAAUCUUAUUAACAUAAUUAAAGAAAAAAAAGUUUUUUACUUUAUUUUAUUAUUGUCUGAAAUAUUUAAUCAAAAAUUAGAGUUAAUCAAAAAUGUUGAUGUAUUUGUACAAAUAGGAUGCCCAAGGUUAUCUAUUGAUUGGGGAAAUUAUAAUAUAAAACCUUUAUUAAAUGCUUAUGAAGCAUAUGUUUUAUUAAAUUCAAUAAAAUAUAGAGAAAUUUAUCCCAUGGAUUAUUAUUCUAAGGUUGGAAAUGUAUGGGCAAAUUAUAAUGCAGGUUUGGGAGAUAUAAAUGAAAAAAAUUUGCCAAUAAAAGAAAUUAUAAAACGACGCAUUCAAAUGAAAAAAUCAAAAAUUAGCAUUCAUUAUUAA